UGACGCAAGGCCGGGCCCGCCGGGGAGGCCGCGCCGGGCUGUCACCAGGGGGCACCGCCGCGAUCGCCGAGCACCGGGAAUCACCAUCCUGGAGGGACAACAACAACAACAACAACAGAGAGCCCCGGCCCGCGGCGCCGGCGGGCGGCGGGACCCGGCCAUGGCCCCCGGCUCCGGGCAGCGCUUCUCUGUCCUCCGGCACCGCUCGCCUGCCCCUCAGGAGCCCUAAAUCCACUACCGCGGUUUUUUAGCGUUAUUUUUUUUUAUUAUUUUUUUACUAUUUCGUUUUUUCCACUCUCUCCCCUCUCCCCCCCGCGUCCCCCCCUCGCGCCCCGGCCCCGCCGUGCCCGCACUCGCCGCGCUCCGCUCGGCCGGGCGGGCGGGCGCCGUGAGCGGAGCGGAUCGGCGCGAACAUGGCGACGGUGCCCGUCUAUUGCAUCUGCCGGCUGCCCUACGACGUGACCCGCUUCAUGAUCGAGUGCGACGCCUGCAAGGACUGGUUCCACGGCAGUUGUGUCGGUGUGGAAGAGGAAGAGGCACCAGAUAUCGACAUCUAUCAUUGCCCAAAUUGUGAGAAAACCCACGGAAAGUCGACCUUGAAAAAGAAAAGAAAUUGGCAUAAGCAUGAUACUGGCCAGAACAACAGAGGGAAGCCUGUGCAGAAUGGGAGCCAGGUCUUUAUAAAAGAGCUCCGAAGUCGGACGUUUCCCAGCGCUGAAGAUAUUGUGGUGAAGGUCCCAGGCAACCAACUAACACCAGAGUAUUUGGAAGAGAAUGGCUUUGCAGAGCCCAUCCUGGUGCCCAAGAAGGACGGGCUGGGCCUGGCUGUGCCCGCACCCACCUUCUACGUCAGCGACGUCGAAAACUACGUCGGCCCGGAGCGGAGUGUUGAUGUCACUGAUGUCACCAAGCAGAAGGACUGCAAGAUGAAGCUCAAGGAAUUUGUGGAUUACUAUUACAGCACAAACAGGAAAAGAGUCCUUAAUGUCAUCAACCUGGAGUUCUCUGACACCAGGAUGUCCAGUUUUGUAGAGCCUCCUGACAUUGUAAAGAAGCUGUCCUGGGUGGAAAACUAUUGGCCUGAUGAUGCUCUGCUGGCUAAACCCAAAGUGACCAAGUACUGCCUGAUCUGUGUGAAGGACAGUUACACCGACUUCCACAUAGACUCUGGCGGAGCCUCUGCCUGGUACCACGUGCUCAAGGGAGAAAAGAUAUUUUAUCUCAUCAAACCAGCCCCUGCAAAUAUUUCUCUGUAUGAACGCUGGCAGUCAGCAGCAAACCACAGUGAAAUGUUUUUUGCAGACCAAGUGGAUAAAUGUUACAAAUGCACCGUUAAACAAGGCCAGACACUCUUCAUCCCAUCAGGUUGGAUUUAUGCAACUCUAACACCUGUAGACUGCCUGGCCUUCGCAGGACAUUUUCUACACAGUCUAAGCGUUGAAAUGCAGAUGAGGGCAUAUGAAGUAGAAAGACGAUUGAAAAUUGUCAGUUUGACCCAGUUUCCAAACUUUGAAACAGCGUGUUGGUACAUGGGGAGGCAUCUACUAGAGAAAUUCAAAGGUUUGCAUAAAGCUGGACAGCAACCUCCUGCUCAUCUACUCCAAGGAGCAAAGAUUCUCAACGGUGCUUUCAGGUCAUGGACUAAAAAACAGGCUUUAGCAGAGCAUGAAGAUGAGCUACCAGAAAACUUCAAACCAGCACAACUCAUCAAGGACCUUGCCAAAGAAAUAAGAUUAAGUGAGAACGCUUCGAAAGCCAGCAAAGCAGACAUGAGUGCCAACACCACCACCGAGGAGACCUGUCCUGUGGAGAAGGAGGAGGCACCUUCACCUGUCCAAGUGACGCCUCCGCCCCCUCCCGCAGAAAAGCUCCCUAAAAAAAAGACUCCCAAAACUGUGAAAACCCCCAAACAACUCAAGCCAUCCAAACCCCCCAAACCUCCCAAGCCCCCCAAGCCCCCAAAGUCCCAAACACCGAAAGUGAAGGGAGAAGGCAAAAAGAAAGGAAAGAAGGCAAAGGAGAGUCCCCCACCAGCCAUCCCCAACCUCGACCUGCUGGAGGCACACACCAAGGAGGCUCUGACCAAGAUCGAGACGCCAAAGAAGGGGAAGGCUGCAAAGAAUGUUCUAAGUGUUCCCAAUAAGGAAUCUGCAAGCAAGCAGAAUGAGGUGGAGAAAUUUGAAGUCCGAGAGCAAAAUAAAAGCAAAACAGAAGCCAAAUGGAAAUAUAAGAACAGUAAACCUGAUUCACUUCUAAAAAUGGAAGAGGAACACAAAUCAGAAAAGACACCUUUAUCAGGAAAUAAGGACAACAAAUUUACAUUCUCUUUCUCUAAUAAGAAGUUGCUUGGUUCAAAGGGAGUCAAAACCCAGCUGAAUACUAGUGUGUUUGGGUCACUGCAGAAUUUUAAGGAAGACAAAGCCAAACCUGUACGGGAUGAAUAUGAAUAUGUGUCAGAUGAUGGUGAACUAAAAAUUGAUGAGUUUCCAAUCAGAAGGAAGAAAAACACUUCAAAAAGAGAACUGCCCUUUUUAUCAGAUAAAAAAGACACCCUGCAACACACUCCUGUUAAGAAGCCAAAGGUGGAGUCGGUACCAUACAAGAGCGAGGACUCGUCAGAUGAAGAUUUGCUUCACAUUGACACCGAGGCAAAGCCGGGACGUAAUUCCAAAGUAAAGAAAGAGAGUGGAAGUUCAGCAGGAAUUCUUGAUCUUUUGCAGGCAAGCAAGGAAGUUGGGGGUUUAGAGUAUAACACCAACAGCCAGCCACCUGUCCCCAGCACCCAGGAAGCCAUCCAGGGCAUGCUCUCCAUGGCAAACCUCCAGGCCUCAGAGUCCUGCCUUCAGACAUCGUGGGGCACCAACCAGGCGAAGAACAACUCCAUCUCCAUGCAAAACUCCAAAAAAACAGGCGGCGGCAACAAAAACGCCGGGAAGCGGUUACUGAAGAAAAGCACAAAGAACAGCAUCGACAUCGAGGAUUACGAUGAGGAUCAGGACCACUUGGACGCCUGCUUUAAGGACUCGGAUUACGCACGAGUUGGCCCCUCAGUGCCUCGACAGGACAGGCCGGUGCGAGAGGGCACGAGAGUCGCCUCCAUCGAAACCGGACUCGCCGCUGCCGCCGCCAAGUUGUCACAGCAGGAGGAACAAAAAGGCAAGAAGAAAAAAAAUACCAAAAAGAAGCUGUCAGCCCCCAACGCAAGCAAAGCGGCUCAGGAAGGCAGCUCGCCCGAGCCGAAGCUGGAGUCACAGGCCAGCAGCCUCACAGAUCACGAGUACACCGCAGGGGCCAGCACCUUUGGGGUCGCCCAGCCUAACAGGGGAUCGCAGCCGAUGGCACCCGGUUGUUUCCUCACACAGAGGAGACCCUCUUCAUCCUCGCAGAACAAUGCCUCCCCAAAGGGAAGCGCACGAAGGGGAUGGCCACGGCCAAGCAGCGGCUCGGCAAGAUCCUGAAGAUCCACCGGAAUGGGAAGCUGCUGCUCUAGUGGCUCUGGGGACACUGCCACCCAGCUCUGGGCCCCCCCACAAUAAUCCCUUUAACUUUCAGCGGUCGGACUGUACAGAAUCCUGCUAUAAAUAUUUUUUAAUAUAGAUGUCCUUUCUCAGAAUGCUGAGAGCGACUAGCCGCAAAAAGUUAAUACUAAUCUCGGCCACCGAGGAGUGUGUCGGUCCCCCCCGCUCUGGCACCGGCACCGACCCGGCUCCGGGCCUUGGGCCCCCUUCCCGCCCGGCUCCGAGCAGAGCGGGCGGCCGUGGCCGGUGUGGCGGCAGAGUCGGGAGAGCGGGAAGGGGCCGCAAGGCCUCGUGGCGGGCGGGGACCGCGGGCCGAGGCGCCGGGCUGGGAGGCGGCGGGCGCGUUUCUCAGGCACCCCUCUGCCACCCCGCCGCGUUCCCGGGCCCCCCUUUUCCUAGAAUGUAGCUUGUACAUAGCUUUUGGAAUAACCACCGCCGGGUUUUUAUACGGGAGGGUCUCUCCGGGCGCCGCCCGCCGGUACCAGCUCUUUGCGUAACUUCUUGUACGAGGAGGGAGACAGUUAUUUUACUAGCACCUUGUGGAGUGUUUCCGUGUUUUGUGACGAUGUAAUUUAUUAAUGUUUGUAGCUUUUUAUAUUUGUACAUUUCUUAUGGGCUUUGUUUAUAUACACACAUUACCGGGGCGCGGCGCCUGCGGGGAACCAGAGCCACCCGCCGCCGUGGCACAGGGCCACCGGGGCCACCGCCAGGGCCACCGGGGCCACCGCCAGGGCCACCAGGGCCGUGCCGGCCUAGGCGUCGCGCCGGCUUUUUUUAUUAUGAUUAUGAUUAUUAUUAUUAGUAUUAUUUUUUUCGCGACAUGUACAUUUCUAACAAAGUUUAUCGUGGCUAUCUAUCUAUGACGGUGUUUUAUUUACCGAUUCAUAUCAAAUGCUCUUGUAUCGACUUCACGAAAAUCUUAAGUAAACCUAGAGCAAAGUUUAAAAAAGAAGGAAAAAAAAAAAAAAAAAAAAGAAAGCAAAGUAAAACUAUUUCAGGUUUUGUACA
Chiroxiphia lanceolata (lance-tailed manakin) is the source of this 4526-nucleotide messenger RNA. RefSeq names its product PHD finger protein 2 (gene PHF2). Gene Ontology annotation, molecular function: histone demethylase activity; transcription coregulator activity. The record is from RefSeq and is a predicted model, not a curated record. Lineage: Eukaryota; Metazoa; Chordata; Aves; Passeriformes; Pipridae. Gene Ontology annotation, biological process: protein demethylation; regulation of transcription by RNA polymerase II.